GUGAUAGGUAUAGUGUCGGUGUUUUUCAUCUGCGUCUCCAUUUUGUCGUUCUGCCUGAAAACGCAUCCGGACAUGCGAGUCCCUGUGAUCAAAAAUUUCACAGUCACCACAGCUGCCAACAUCUUGGUCCGGUUCGUGGCCAGUCCCUCCAAGUUGCAGUUCGUGAGGUCCUCGGUGAACAUCAUCGACUACGUCGCCACUCUGUCUUUCUACAUCGACCUGGUCCUGCAAAAGUACGCUUCCCACCUGGAGAACGCGGACAUCCUGGAGUUCUUCAGCAUCAUCCGCAUCAUGAGGCUGUUCAAGCUGACGCGGCACAGCUCGGGACUCAAGAUUCUCAUGCAGACGUUUCGUGCGAGUGCGAAGGAACUCACUCUUCUCGUUUUCUUCUUGGUGCUCGGUAUCGUGAUCUUCGCCUCCCUCGUCUACUAUGCAGAAAGGAUCCAGGCGAGUCUCUGCGUCUACGUUGCUGGUGGGGGGUGGUGGUUUGUGUAUUCCCGUUACGCCCAACAGGCGAAUCCGCAAAACGACUUCAACAGCAUCCCCGAAGGGCUAUGGUGGGCGUUGGUGACGAUGACAACCGUUGGCUAUGGGGAUAUGGUGCCGAAGACGUACGUCGGGAUGUUUGUCGGCACUCUCUGUGCCUUGGCUGGUGUACUCACCAUUGCCCUCCCCGUCCCCGUCAUCGUCUCCAACUUCGCCAUGUACUACUCUCACACCCAGGCUCGAGCCAAGCUCCCGAAGAAACGGCGGCGGGUGCUGCAGAUCGAGCAGGUGAGGGCACCGGUGGCGGCAUCCUCUCGGGGUGCUGGGAGCGGACCCAAACAGAAUCAUCCCAUGAAAGAACCCCUCAUGGCGCAAAAAAUGGAGAUGCCUUUUAAUGGGUCCGCUUAACUCUCCUGUUGGAGAACAAAAAAGUCACGCAACGCUCAUAUCCGUGGGAAUGAGCAUGGGACUGGUGAAUCCGAACGGACUCGGGCUCGGGUCGGGCGGGGCAUCGGGACCGAAAUCAGACGACCAGCUGGCUUCUGAACUGCUUCUUCAAUGAAGCGGGGACCCAGAGACGAAAGAAAAGCACAUCGAUGGCCUUAGUUCCUUCCUUCAUUGUUGUAUUCUUCUCUGAUAUCCUCCUGCAUGAUCGAUGAGUCGCGAGAGGAUGUAUCUGUGAUUUACACUCCAGAAGUCGAAAAAAAUCGCGUACUAUUUGAUGGACUUUUCCGGUGGCAUGUGGGACCAAUCAGAUUCAGUUACGAGUGGAGGAGUCCUCCAUUUUGAAGGGGCUGGAAGGAAAAAGAUUUCUUUUUCUAUCAUCCUCUUCCUCCUCUUCCUCGCGUUGUUGUUCAUACGCCCAUGGCCUUUUCCUCGUCUUUUUCCAUAUUCUUCUCCCGUUUGGGACCAUCGGAAACGUUGGUGCGGAUCUUUCCCGGCUUAAAUGAAAGAAAACAGCAAACUUUUUUCGACGCCUUCGUUCCGAAGAGGCUGGGAAGGUGGAUGUUUCCCCACGCUCAUCGUUGUUAUUUCCCUCAUCCGAUCGCGUUUCCAGUUUCCUCUGCAAAUUUGGGAAAACCAAGUGCAACAGCGAACAUCUCGAUCGAAAUCAGCAGCCAGACAGAAGACAUGGAAGCAGAAAACACAAUUCAGUUUCGAAAUCCCGCAAAUCCUUUGACGUUUUUCGACAAUAAGGAACCUUGCUCCUGAUCGCCAAGAGUCACUAUCGAGCUUCCCAGAUUUGCAGAACUGUUGAUGAGCACCUCGUUUCUUAUAAGAUUCUUAUGCACAACUCCAUCGCGCUCCGUGACAAUAACAGUUUUUCUGCAGACAAAUAACAAUAUCGUUUUCCCCCCGCUCCACGAAUCAUCGGCCCAGUUCGUUCUUUGUUUGCUCAAAAAGGGCAUUUCGGUUCCUCUUGCAAACUUUCCCAUCGACGUGUCAUUCGCAGAUGUGUGAAUGGUAUUCGGUGUCAAAUGUAGGGAAGAAAGACUCGAGGACUAUAGGGAAUAUUCCAGUGCCUUAGACAGAGGGUGUCAGAGGACCUCUUUCCAACUCCAAGGCCACAUGCUGCUUUUUUUUCUCUUGAGCAUGAUCUACAGAGUGCCAAAAAAAAGGUGAAUAGGGCAAGUGUAGUUUUAACGCUUUUCAGGAGGCACAAAUGGACCUUUGAAAGUGUGUUAAACGUUUGAUGAUGCAAAAGUUCGGGAUUGCAAGCAAGUUCGAAUUUUGAAUUUUGUUCGUUAAGCUGGGCCAUGGUUCCAAUAUCAUUUCGAUCCCCAGAGUCCCCUUCUCUAACCAUUGACUCGUCUCCAGUUGCCGAGCGAAAACCGCUUUUGAGUGCUUGUGAUACUUAUCCAGCGACUGCGUGCAUGCGUUUGCCUGCGCCAGAGGGUCGGCCCUCGAUUCUCCUGUCUUCGAGGCGAAAUGCGGGGCAAAGGAUGCGAGAGAGUAAAAGAAAAUGCAAUAAUAGGAAAUUAUUAAAUGAGAGAUGCUGAUUGGCAUUCGGUCAGAGGGAUCAAACAACCUUUGUACCUAUAUUGUACAUAGAGAUUCCCUUUAUUGUAGAGUUGAUUCUACGACUUAAUUCAUAUCAUGACUUUAGAGCGAGUCGAGAAACAGUGAGGAUGAUGAUUGCAUUUUAAGGAUUUGCUGCAGUGGACCAGAAUUUUUCUCUUCCUUGUCGUCAUCACGGCGAUGAAAAGUUGAUAAUAAUGAUCAUAUGAUAUACAUAUAUAAUGAUAUUCUACUUUUCUCAAUCUCUCCAGCCCCCGCAUGUUUUCUCCCAUGUUGAUUCGAAGUAGAUUGAUUAAUACUAGUAAUCCAUUUCAAGUUCCGGAAUGGCUUUUCUUUGUUGAGUAUGAUGAACACGGAAAUAAAUUUUUUAUUGCUCUCCA
This is a messenger RNA of Darwinula stevensoni, 2885 nucleotides long. Lineage: Eukaryota; Metazoa; Arthropoda; Ostracoda; Podocopida; Darwinulidae. The record is from the annotation of a GenBank genome assembly.